UCUCAAACAUAUAGGCCGAUGAGACCAUAGAGUUAACACCACCAGUACAAAUCCUUACCAUUCCAUACUGGGAUUUCCACCUAAAAAAUCAACAGAAAGUAGCAGUUAUGGCGAGUAACAUUGAAGAAAAUUCACUCUCAGGUCUCAGCAACAUAUGAUUGGCAGAAGGAGGCAUCGCUUGUUAUCCAAAGGGUAGCUUUCUACAAAGGUGGAAAACGUAGAGGAGUGGAACCCUCUGUGUGGUUCAGAACACCAGUUGACCAAAGUGUUGUUCUUGAUUAUGCCAAGAAAGUUAAAGAACCCAUGGACUUUUCUACUAUCCUAGAGAAACUACAGAAUGGAAUUUAUAAAGAUGUAGAAGCGUUUCACUUUGAUAUGCUUCUCAUUAAAAGCAACUGUAUCGCCUACAACAGCCCAGCUGACCAAGUGUAUGCAGAUUGUGAAACUCUAUUCAAAUAUUAUGAAGUGGAAUAUGGAAAGUUACUGAAGAGAUUGGAAAAGGUUAAAACUGCUCAGAAUCAAAAGAUAUGGAAUAUAGGCUCCUUCAUGCAUGCAAAGAAAGUUGCACGGGAAGAUGGUACAUUGAAGAUUGUCGGUGACCAGAUCAAUAAAAUGGAGGCUACAAUAAUGGAAAAAGAAAAUAGGAUCCAUGAACUUAAUGCUGAUAUUGCAUGGCGCGAAAGGAUCAACUGUUCCUUCAAGAACCACACAACAACAAAAGAAAGUGCUGUCCAGGUAGAUGUUCAUUUAAAACCAAUGCAAGGUGCAGUGCCAACUAUACCAACACGGGUUAACCAAGCUAACUCGGAGUCCGUAAACAUUCAUCCUCGCACAGCCAGACAGAGAAUAAAAAAAACAAUUCGUGCUGUACAACAUAUUCAUGGUGAAAAUCGCCAAAGUGUGGUUGAUGGACUGUGGCUAACUACAGUACGGACAUUGACACGAAAGGAAUUAGAAAAAUAUGUUGGUAGAAGUAAAAAGUGUAGAAAUCUGAAUUUGGGAAGAGUGACCAAACCACAUGACCGGUUUUCAAAAGAAAAUAUUGUCAGAAGUGUUAGGAAUUUGUACAAGGGUGGACUGAUUAGCAGUCGCAAGUAUUCCAAUAUUGUGAAAGAAACCAGUGCUACGUCUAAACCAAAACUUGUGCCAUACAAGUUACUAAUAGCAGAACUUAAAACGAUUCAGUCUCGGCUGGAGGUUACUAGGUUUUCUGAUGGCGUUGAUGCUUGUUACCGCAAUUUUGAAACUGCUCUACUUGAGGUUGGUGCUGUUUAUCUCAAGAUAGAUGAGCACUUGAUGUCAAUGACAGGUUCAGGGUUGAACUGGUUUAACCGCAAUCGUGGUCAGUUUUCAGUUGCCCUUGGUGCUGAGGGUGCUCCUUCUGGUAAAUAUGGUACUAGUACAUCCCUACUGUUCUCUUUACUGAAUGUUGUUGACAAAGUCGCAAGUUGUGAUCACAACUAUUUGCUAUUUGGCGGUAACGUGAAAGAAGAUGACGAGAGCAUCAUGUCAUACCUGAGAAAUCUUGUGCCAGAAAUACAGAAAAUUGAACAGAAGGUUUACAAGAUUGGCGAUACUGAUGUUACUUUCAGUUUAGAUCUCAUUCCAGGUGAUAACAAAUGGCUUGCCUCUAUUUCGGGUGAACUUCAAAUGCCGCAACAUAUCCAUGUAGUUUUGCAGAUGUGCACAAAGAUGAGUUCAACAAAGAAUGGUAGUGUUGGUUCACAGGGCUAUUGGAAGCCAUGGGAUUAUGAAAGACGACUGGGCUUGGCAAAGAAAGUUGAAAAGAUGAAAGAAAACAAUGCAUCCCGACCUAUUAUUCUGAAAGAAAUGGCAAAAAUGAAAUCUAGGCAAGAAUUUGUUCCGGUUCUGGGUGAGUACAUUAAUAAAUGUAUGAUAGAUCCACUCCAUAUGAAGAACAAUAUGUGUCAGCAAAUGAACGCAUUAAUUGUCAAUGAGGCCAUUAAGAGAACAGAUGAUAGCAUCUUGAAAGGAGGGCUACAGUCUCCUAAAUUUGGCACUUCACCUCUAGGGAAAUAUUUCCAUGCCCUGAAGAAUAAUCUCAAAGCUGGAAAAUUGUACAUCCAGAUGAAGAGAUGGUUUUGCGAAAACAAAACAUCCCAUUUUUUUAAAGUCCUGUAAGAUUAGGUUUACUGGUGAAGAAUCGCUCAAGUUCUGCAGGGAAUUCUAUCAUCUCAUUGCGGCAUGUGAUCAGUCCGAUGGACAAACCUCUGAUUUCCAA
Messenger RNA from Lineus longissimus, 2242 nucleotides. RefSeq lists its product as uncharacterized. The transcript has 6 exons. NCBI's taxonomy places the organism in Eukaryota, Metazoa, Nemertea, Pilidiophora, Heteronemertea, Lineidae. The record is from RefSeq and is a predicted model, not a curated record. The coding region runs from base 304 to 2142 and encodes 612 amino acids. Gene Ontology annotation, molecular function: protein binding.